Rotaria sordida is the source of this 1177-nucleotide messenger RNA. NCBI's taxonomy places the organism in Eukaryota, Metazoa, Rotifera, Eurotatoria, Philodinida, Philodinidae. The record is from the annotation of a GenBank genome assembly.
AUGGCUGGUUAUGGUGUUGCUUCUCGUUCAAUGGUUCACUAUCCAAAUGCUAAUAAAUUGAAUGUAACUGAUUUCAGCACUGAAUUUAAUGGUCGAAGUAUUUUUCGUCAAAUUGCAUAUCCUAUUUAUUAUUUAAUGUAUGGAGAAUUUGGUAAUGAAUUAUCUACUCUUGAUGGUAAGUAAAUAAUAUAGAUAUAUCAAGUGAUUUAUCAGUCUUCAACGAAAAAAAAGUCUGUUUGUUUUUCUUUUAUAUGAGAAUAAAUUGGAUUUCAUGAAGAGUUUCAAUCAGCUUAAUUGAGUAAAUUUUUUAAUAGAAAUGAAUGUAAGCAAGAUAUUUUUGCUACAAAGGCGCAACAACGUUUGUCGAUUGUUGUUGGUACAUCAAGUCAAUGUGAAAAAUAGUCUUCCUAUAACUAUCAUUAUAAUAACAUUAAAUAUGUAUUGAGUCAGAGAAGAAACCUACUUGUAUUAGGAUUUUGAAUGAUCAACAUAAUCCAUUAAUAUUUAACAUAUAAAUUUUACCCUAUUAUAUUAGUCUCAUUGUGAUUAGGAAAAAACCUAAAAGAAUUUGUGUUUAUAAGUUUUUCUUCAGCUAUGAUCAUUUUAGUGACUUUUUCAACAAAGUAAUAUGCGGCAUACCGAUGAUAGUACGGACAAACGUGCAACAUGGGAAGAUGUUGAUUUAAGGACAUCUCUUUCCUUUCCCGUAUUUUUCAAGAAUGGCUCAACCAAAAAAGAUGAAGCUUUCAGGGUAGACAGAUCUUAACUAGUAGAGUAAAAAGUUGUCAUAGACUCAGAAUUUCCAGAUUCUUCCUUAGAUAUAGGGAACACAAGUGUUAAAAAUGGCCUGAAUUUUCCCACAAACAGCCAGAAGUCAUUUUUUAUAGCUGAAUUUUUUUGCAGCUACUAGGACUAAAUCAGGAUGUAUGUGUUUCCUUUCUUUGAAAAAUAUUGUUUCCUUUGCUUGGGAGAAUUAAAAUACUAGUAGUCCUGUCAAACAGUGUACUUUUCUUCCCCAGGGAAAAUUUUGUAGGAUCUGCCAAAAACUACUAGAACACUAUUUUAAGAAAAAAAACUAUACACUCCAGUUUGGUCCUAGUUGUCACACAAAAACUUUCAGCUCAAUCGGCCAAAGUGUCUAGGGAACAACUUCAAUUUUUCUCUAAAAAAGUUGAUU